CGUUAUUUUAAUUUUCUAUCUUUGGAUUCCGAAGAUUGAGCUAAUAGUUUGUUUGUGUUUGUGUAUGAGCAGCAACAAUAUUUUGUACCCAAAGGAAGACAAGGAUCAGAAGAUUCUGCUUUAUGGUUGCCGCAAUUGCGAUCAUCAGGAGGUUGCUGAAAACAACUGUGUGUACAGAAACGAGAUACAUCAUUCUGUUGGAGAGCGCACCCAAGUCUUGCAAGAUGUUGCUGCUGAUCCAACGCUACCUCGUACUAAAUCUGUGCGCUGUGCCAACUGUGGUCAUGGAGAAGCUGUUUUCUUUCAGGCAACUGCUAGGGGAGAAGAAGGAAUGACUCUGUUCUUCGUUUGCUGUAAUCCGAAUUGUGGGCAUCGUUGGAGGGAUUGAAAAACUGCAUUUUUAUGCAACGUAAUAGAGUGGAUAAAGCUGACCAUGUAACUCGACUUGUAGACUGCAUCAUUGUGACUCGUUAAAUUCCCUUGUUGGAUUCGUAUUACCAUGUAUGUUUGUUUCUUCUGUUAAUCGAAUGUUUUCAGGACCAACUAUUUUUCGACUCAUUAUAAUGUUUUGCUGGAGAAA
This is a messenger RNA of Erythranthe guttata (spotted monkey flower), 580 nucleotides long. The record is from RefSeq and is a predicted model, not a curated record. NCBI's taxonomy places the organism in Eukaryota, Viridiplantae, Streptophyta, Magnoliopsida, Lamiales, Phrymaceae.